Molecule: messenger RNA, 453 nt
Organism: Ostertagia ostertagi
Lineage: Eukaryota; Metazoa; Nematoda; Chromadorea; Rhabditida; Trichostrongylidae
Source: the annotation of a GenBank genome assembly
AUACCUGCUCAUCCUGCGGUCCAUGUCAGCUCUCAAUUUCAAUCGGAUAGCCAGCCGUCAUUACUCAUUUUGAAAAACGAUGGAUCGAUUUACUACAGUGAUACUGGAUCUCGACGCAUGCCGUCAUGCCAUUACGAAAGUUUCUUCAACACUCCAUUCACCUGCGCCGAGCCGCUCAGCUACUUCACCGCUUUAAUAACUAUCAAAACAAGCGAGACGACAGUACAACGCGCUCAAAGAGCUUACUGCUUCUUCGUUCCUGACUCUUGUCUAAAUGGCGGAUCUCCCAAUGAGGUACCUGGAGUGAUGUUUUGUAUGACAUACGGCUCAUGCAGUUGCCCAACUAACUUCAAUGGUGCUAACUGCGAGCAUCCGAUCUGCCUGAAUGGCGCUACAGAAAAGGAUUAUGAGUGCAUAUGUGCUGCUGGAUACAUCGGACAAUUUUGUCAAUUC